This is a messenger RNA of Aspergillus fumigatus Af293, 3219 nucleotides long. The record is from RefSeq and is a predicted model, not a curated record. Lineage: Eukaryota; Fungi; Ascomycota; Eurotiomycetes; Eurotiales; Aspergillaceae.
AUGGCUCCUUUGUCCACUGCGGUGGGCUCUAACACUGCCACUGCUGGCUUUACGUCGGUCAAUUCACACCGUAAUACCUUUAACGAUCCUGAAAUUAUUGAAAUCGAUGACGAUGACGAUGAUGACGAACCCAUGGGGGAUGAUGAGGAAGGAAACGAAGAGGAAGAAGGCAUUAAUGACGGAGAUGAGUACGAAGACGAAAGUGUGGAAAACGGCGACGAAGAGGACGAACCGGAGGAAGAGUCCGCUGAAGAUAUGAAUGGCACCGAAUCGCCGUUAGAACUCGUUCCUGCGCCGAACGGCAGAGGUGGUUCGGACGUGUUCACACCCGGUUUGUUCACAUCGGCCGGCGCACGGCAAGCGUUACAUCCCCUUCGCCGCACCGCGGACCGUGUGACGCGCCAGAUCGAAGCUUUUGCGGAGAGGUUGGAUCGCUUCAAGCAGAAAGGUCGCACUGACGAUUUUGGAAAUUACCAAGCUGCAUAUCAAUUGGUGAAGAGCUACCAAGUUCUCGCUCAAGAUGCGAUCCAGGAUAUCACGAAGCAGAAUACCUUGAAGCGCGCGAAAAUGGGCUGGAGCACAAGUCGAACCAACGGCACCGCAUCGCAUGAUCCCAAGAUAGAGGAGGAACUGCAACGGUUACAGCUCGAGGCAAAUACUUGGCAGCUUCUUCUCAACCUCAUCAGCAUUGAUGAUCCCCCAAGCAAAGCCAGCUGCAAGAAAGCGCAAGAGACUGUUUUCCAGAAGCUCCAUCGGUACUCGUCUGAUCGUGAAGUCUGGGAGAGCUUCCUCAGCGCUGACCACUACGCGCUCGAAUGCGUGAUUAUCAUGAAGUGGCUGGAGCGCACGGCGACGACCACGCCUCAGGAUAUUGAUUCGCUGAUCUCCGAGCUUGAAUCGCAGGCGGAACGAGGACAGGGGCACUGGACACAUGGCUGGCUCUACACGAAGGAGACGAUCAAGGGACAGAAGAGACUUCGUGCUUGGCCACAGCCUCUCGAACCCAAAGACCCUGGCAUCACAGCGUCUCUGUUGACUUCCGACGUCUCGGAGCCAUUGAUUACGCAAUUAGAUCCGGAUGCUGUGACUCGGCAGAAGCAGCACCUCCAGAAGCAGGAUCAGUUCUAUGAGCGCGCGACUUGGAUGACCUGCUGGAAGAUGUUGCGACAGGGAGAGAACUGGACCAAGAUCCGGGAUUGGGCUGAGGAACGACUGGAAAACUGGAAGGCUGUCAGUUUAUGUGGCUCCAGUGUUGACCCCGAGUCCGGGGGCGAGCGGACACCUGUUGAUGAUGGAAUGACGCGCAUGAUGAACUUUCGCUCUCAGGAGUCCUGGCGAGCGGCUUGCUCUGCUCUGGCGCGGAAUCCCCACAUUGAGGACUUUGAACGGGCGGUCUAUGCGCUACUCUGCGGGGAGACCGAGGCCGCAUUCAAAGUCUGUCAGAGCUGGGAUGACUACCUCUACGUCCACUUCAACAGUGUGGUCCUGUCACGCUAUCAAGGGUUCUGCAAGCAGUUCCGGCGCAAGCUGAGCCACUCGCCUACGGCGCCGGUUAACUUCGUUCCUGAGCCCGUCGGAUACAGCGAUUUCAACAAGUUUGUGCAGUACACGAAGGGCAACGAACGCAUUGGAGUGGAGGCGCGCAACCCGUACCGCACGAUUCAAGCUGCGAUACUAGGCAAAGGAUAUGACACAUUUUUCUACUCGCUAGCCAAAGCAGUCUCGCAAGUUGCGAAGACGGGUUCUGAAGAUUCCUUUGUGCCGGAUCUGUCCCCAACCCAUGUGGACGACUCGCUUCUCAUCGCCGCCGAGGACGACGAUGCACUGCGGAUUGCGACGCAUCUUUACAUCAUCGCCAGCUCCAUUGGCUACGUCCGUUCUGACACCCAAUUCUUUGAGACGGCAUCUGUAAAUGUUAUCGGUUACAUCGCAAAUCUCGAGGAUGCUGGCAUCUACGAGGCGAUACCGCUCUAUGCGUCCCUCCUGCCUGCUCCGCAGACCCACUCCGUACUUGGCCGCGUGCUGAUCGAGAUCCUUGACCCGAGAGAGCGGAAACAGCAGGUUCGAUUGAUCGAGAAAUACGAUAUAAAUAUCGAGGCCGUCUUGGAAGACCAGUGGAAUUGGAUCAGUAGCACUGUCUCUGCAGUUGAGCACACAAGGACAGUGAAGCGCUAUCCCAAAGUCGUCCGCAGAGACGAUGGAACCCGCGAGUUGGUACCAGUCAAGACAGACUUUAUCGGAACCGAGAUCUCUCGUUCAGACGAGCGGUUGAUUCGCAGUCUCGAGUGGCUCCGAUAUGUUGAUGGGCAAUGGGGCAGGAUAUGCCACCUUGGCGCUUUUCUGUAUAGAAAAUUUUAUUUGUCCGGAAAACUUGCUGCCGCACGAGAGUUGAGCCGACGUAUGAAGCUAUCCGACAUAUCGCGUGAAUCGUUUGGUUUCGACGUGGCGGAGUUUGGGUACGGUAUUCCAAACGGAAGUGACCGUGCGACUCCAGAGCCCAGUAGCCCAACCAAGUCGAGGUUGCUAGGAUCUGCGCACAAACUGAAUCGGCCUAUUCCCAACGGGGUCCCCUCAGAUGAGCAAACAAAUAUUCUUGUGAUGCAGUCGCAAACGAUGCGAGACUUGGAAGAGCUAACGCUGGCGUUUGACGGGUUGGAGCGAUUCGGCCUGUGCUGGAAGAAAAUUGACAAGUGCGUAUCGAUCUAUGUCUUGAACCGAAAUGGUCUGCUGACUGAUGUCGCAUUUAGGAGCAAACGUAGACGGGAUUCUGGCGCGGUUAAGGAUCUUAGGGAUGAGUUGCAAGAUACUCUGGAUGAGAUUAGUAUGCAUGUGGACGCGGUGCUGGACGAAUGGCUGACUGCGCCCGCAGACGAAGCGGAAGAGGCCGAGCUGGAAGAAAUCCGGGUCACCUACAUCCCCGAACUGUUCCUGGACUAUCACAAUGCGCUGUACUUUUCCGCCCACGUCCUCACCAGCGAGAUCUUGGUGCAGUGCAUGAACCUGGCGAUGCAAGUAUCCGAGAACGAAUAUCUGACGCGCAGUUUUGUGUCAUCGCGCCGGAUGGCAGAAUUGGUUGACGCGUUGGCGCUGUCGAGCAAGGCGAUGGUUCAGACCCGGGUCAAGCCUGGCAAGAGACUACUGGGAGGCGAGUCGCUUGGCAUUUGGACAGUGGAGGUUCCCGAGGAUGAGGAGCAGGAGUUUCUCCGUCAGGCCAAAUGA